Drosophila mojavensis is the source of this 5544-nucleotide messenger RNA. It is a transcript of the gene Nep3, whose product is annotated as neprilysin-3. Gene Ontology annotation, biological process: protein processing. NCBI's taxonomy places the organism in Eukaryota, Metazoa, Arthropoda, Insecta, Diptera, Drosophilidae. The coding region runs from base 393 to 2759 and encodes 788 amino acids. Gene Ontology annotation, molecular function: metalloendopeptidase activity. The transcript is spliced from 9 exons. The record is from RefSeq and is a predicted model, not a curated record. Gene Ontology annotation, cellular component: plasma membrane.
UUCAGUUGCAGCCCAAGCGCCAGCAGCGCCAGCCAAAACAAUAAGCACUUUUUUUAAUACUAACUAUUUCGGCUGCCAAGUUGAAAAUUAUAAACAAAAUGUGGUGGCUCGAGUAAAGCAAAAAUAGAAAAAACAAUCAACAACAAUAACGUGCAUUGAUUUGCAACAAAACCGAAAGAACAAAAAAAAAAAAAAAAAAACAUUUACAAAUAAACAAAGGCAAACAGAAGAAUGUUUUCAAGUGAAAAGAACGCACAACUUUAACUUAGCUAUAAGUAGUUAUUCAUAAAGAGCAAUAACAAACAACAACAGCAACAACAACAACAAGAGAAGCGAACGGCAGCAACAGUGAAAGAAAAAAUUCAUUGCAUCUAUUCAGGCGCAUAAGGAAAAUGAGCGCAAAGAUGACACGCUACAAACAGACCGAAUUUACGGAAGAUGAUUCAAGUUCAAUUGGCGGCAUUCAGCUUAACGAGGCGACCGGCCACACCGGCAUGCAGAUACGCUAUCACACGGCGCGGGCCACCUGGAAUUGGCGUUCGAGAAAUAAGACCGAAAAAUGGCUGCUGAUCACAACUUUUGUGAUGACUAUUGUCAUCUUAACGCUGCUCACCAUGAUACUAUCGAAUAGUUCCGAUAAUACCAAUCACGUAGUGCACGUUCAGCCACAUAAGAAGGAUUGCUUGACGGCGGAUGAGUUGCCCUGCCUGAACGAGCACUGCAUCUUUGCGUCGAGCGAGAUUUUGAAGUCCAUAGAUGCGAGCAUCGAUCCCUGCGAUGACUUCUAUGGCUAUGCUUGCAAUCAAUGGAUCAAAAACAAUCCCAUACCGGAGGGCAAGUCCACCUGGGGCACAUUUGGCAAGCUGGAGCAGAUGAAUCAGCUGAUCAUUCGUAACGUGCUGGAGAAGCCAGCGAAGACGUUCAAGUCGGAGGCGGAGCGCAAGGCCAAGGUCUACUAUGAGUCCUGCCUGGAUGUGGAUGAGCACAUGGAGAAACUGGGCGCCAAGCCAAUGAUCGAUCUGCUGAAGCAAAUCGGUGGCUGGAACGUGACGCAGACCGGCUUCAAUGUGACCAACUGGAAGCUGGGCAAUACCCUGAAAAUACUGCACAACAAAUAUAAUUUCAAUUGCCUCUUUGGCUGGGCCAUUGGGGAGGAUGACAAGAACUCGACCCGCCAUGUCAUACAGAUCGAUCAGGGCGGUCUGACCUUGCCCACCGCCGACUACUACAACAAUAAGACGGACAUCCAUCGCAAGGUGCUCAGCGAGUACAUCGAGUACAUGACCAAGGUAUGUGUGCUCCUGGGCGCCAACGAGACCACAGCACGCAUCCAGAUGGAGGCGGUGAUCAAUUUUGAGAAGAAGCUAGCCAACAUCACCAUCCCGAUGGAGGAGCGACGCAACGAGGAGGCCAUGUAUCAUCCCAUGAAGCUCAAGGAUCUCAUUAAGCUGGCGCCAUUCCUCAACUGGACGGAUCACUUCGACAAUGCCUUGCAAAUGGUGAACAGGCGCGUCACCGAUGAGGAAAUUGUCGUCGUCUAUGCGCCCGAUUUUCUCAAGAACCUCUCCAACAUCAUCCUGAACAUGCAAAAAACGGAUGCGGGCAAAAUCACGCUGAACAACUAUCUGAUUUGGCAGGCGGUGCGCACGCUGACCAGCUGCUUGUCGAAGCCCUUCCGGGAUGCGUACAAGGGCGUGCGCAAGGCGCUGAUGGGCUCCGAUGGCGGCGAGGAGGUCUGGCGCUAUUGCGUCUCUGAUACGAACAAUGUGAUUGGUUUUGCCGUGGGCGCGAUAUUCGUGCGUCAGGCAUUCCAUGGCGUGUCCAAGCCAGCGGCGGAGCAAAUGAUUGGCGAGAUACGUGAGGCCUUCAAAAUGAAUCUACAGAACCUCAGCUGGGUGGACAAGCAGACGCGCGAGCGCGCCAUUGAGAAGGCCAACGAGAUCUCAGAUAUGAUCGGCUUUCCCGACUACAUCCUCAACUCCGAGGAGCUGGACAAGAAGUAUGAGGAGCUGAAUAUCACAGCGAAUGCGUACUUCGAGAACAACAUCCAGGUGGCCAUCUACAAUCUGAAGAGCAAUCUGAAGCGACUGGACCAGCCGGUGAAUAAGACCAAUUGGGGCAUGACACCGCAAACGGUGAAUGCCUACUAUACGCCCACCAAGAAUCAAAUCGUCUUUCCCGCCGGCAUCCUGCAAACGCCCUUCUUCGACAUCAACAACCCCAAAAGCCUGAACUUUGGCGCCAUGGGCGUGGUCAUGGGCCACGAGCUGACCCAUGCCUUCGACGAUCAGGGCCGGGAGUACGAUAAGUUCGGCAACAUCAAUCGAUGGUGGGAUGCCAAGAGCAUCGAACGCUUCAAUGAGAAGGCCGAGUGCAUUGCCAACCAGUACAGUGGCUACAAGCUCAACGGACGCAAUCUGAACGGCAAGCAGACAUUGGGUGAGAACAUAGCCGACAAUGGUGGCUUGAAGGCUGCCUAUCAUGCCUAUAUGAAGACCAAGCUCGAUAAGAAUGCGGACGUUCUGAAGCUGCCCGGCCUGAACUUGACGCAUCCCCAACUCUUCUUCGUCUCCUUUGCACAGGUCUGGUGCUCCAGCACCACAGAUGAGACCAAUUUGCUGCAAAUGGAAAAGGAUCCCCACUCGCCUUCACAGUUCCGGGUCAUUGGCACACUGUCCAACAUGAAGGAGUUCGCCGAUGUCUUCAACUGCAAGGCCGACACUCGCAUGAAUCCGACCAAGAAGUGUGAAGUCUGGUAAAGCGAUCAAUUCGAAACUCAGAUCUCACAAUCUAUUUUCCCACACACACACACAAACGAGACAAGUUGAAAUAUCAAAGAGAAGAAUUUUACAAACCGCCAAACAAAGAAGAAAAACUAAUAACAACACCAACUACUACUCGCAAAGGCAAUGUUUGAUUGUCCAUGUAGCAUAGAGAGCUAUUUCGUUACGAAUGUGUGCUAAAUGUCCUUUCGUUGUCAAUCGAUGGGCCUGCAAAGUGAUGAGAGAGCCCAAGGAAUCCCAAGAAUUGUAAAAGUCUAUUCAAGCCCUUUGUGGGAUCUGUCAUAAUUCCAUAUAUGCCAGAUGUAUGAUGUAUGUAGUGGCUUACAGGUCCAUUCACUAGUUAUAUAGUCGAAGGCCAUCUACUGCCAUAAAUUGAAUUGAACUUAUAUAUAAAGUUUUUGGAGAUGUGAGCGCAUGACAGAUCAUAUAAAAUUUGAAUAUGCUUGAUCAGAAUGAUGAGCUGAGUGGGUUUUAUAAUAUCUAUCUUAUUACAACUAUAAAUAUCCGAUUCAUAAGCACAGUCCGAGGUAUCGCCUAGUCGGUUUCUCCCCACUCGAGUAUUAUUAUUUUUUUUUUUUUUUUUUUUUUUUUUUUUUAUACAAUUCAAUUCAAUUGUUGCAGCUUAACGUCUUAGAUUCUAUGACUAACUAGUGAGUGGGCCUGUAACUCAGCAUCUGCAUCUUAGAUCCACACUUCAUGCUACCUUUUUCCAUUCGACAAUACUUCAUGUUCCUUGGGUUACCCUCUAGUCCACAGUUUGAUAAAUAUUCCUAGAGUUCGUCUGUAGCUCGAUGUGAACUGAAUCUGUUUCGCGACUGUGGCAAUUGCUAGAUCCCCAUCUAACCCGGAGAUCCUCACAAAACAAGACAGCCCCAAUUCAUUCUCAAAGCACUUGGAUGGAGAUAUUCCUCAUAGUGAGGUUGCAACUACAAUAACCUAACUAUUCUCGGCUUUGAUUAUCGAAUUCCCUGGGACUCUUUUAGUUUACUGUAGCUCUGAUAAGAGAUAUAUAGAGAUUUCAAAUACUUUGCAAGCCCAUAUAUACGAUUCUUGCGGCUAGCCGUGGUCAAUUUUGAUUUGUAUUAUUUAGUACUAAAGAUAGAAGAAAAACAAAAAACAAAAACAAAAACGUCAGUCAUUGUGCCUAAGGAAAUGUGAAAGAUAAUCUGACGAUAAACAACCUAUUGCAUACUUUUGGGAACGGGCGCUGAAUCGACUUUAAGCCGAGCCGGCGCCAGAGCCGAGACUUAAAUGAAGAGCGAAAAGAGAAACAAGAGAAACUUUUUUAAAUUGCGCAUUACGAACAAUAUCUAUAGUGGAAAUUACUUCGUCUUUGUCCUAAGUUACCUAUAAAAAUAAUAUAUAAUAUAAAUAAUAUAUAAAUAAAUGUAUGUAUGUAGUAGAUAUAAAAGAAUUUGUAAACCACAAACAGUCGAGAUAACGACAUAACUAGCUAUGGAUGGAGUUGUGUGUUCUAUAUAAACUUAGUUAAGUGAGAUUACUACGCAAAGAUUUAGUGAACGAUAUUUGCGAGUGAUCGAUAACAGAAUGAAAAAAAAAAGAAAACAGAAAACAAGAAGAACACAAAUCACAGAAUAUCCAAAGAUUUAUAUAAACUAUAUUUAGAUGAUUAUCAGAGCACAAAUAUGUGUGAACCAAAGUUUUUCCAAAAACUAAGCUUUCUAUGCAAGUGUGCAUGUGGGUGUGCGUGUGAAUGAGCAUGAAUGCGUGUGCGUGUGAGUGCAAGCGAGAUAGAGAGCGCACAUAUUUGGUGCAGUUAUUUCUGCCUUUUCGUUGCCAAACUCUAAAGUGCGAACAAUAUACCAAAAAAACGAAGAAGAAGAAGAAAAAAAAAAAAACGAAUACACUUUUGUAUUGUGUGUAUAAAUAUAUGAAAUAUACCAAAUAUACUAAAUAUACUAAAUAUUCUAAAUAUACAUAUAACUAAAUGUAGAUUGAAAUUAGUUUCAGAAAUAGCGGGAAACAUAAAACAAUUUUUUUUUGUGGCUAGAAAAAGUUCUAAAUAUAUAAGUAAAUAAGAAAAUUAAAUAUAUAGUAUGUAUAUAUGAUAUAUACUAAACAAAUGUUCAGUUCUGUUAUAUUUUGCUUUUGUGUUUGUUUCUUUUUAUUUUAUUUUAUUUAUUUUUUUUGAAGAUCGUAUAUCAAAUGUGACCAUAGAAGAACUCCAAUCAAAUGCAGCUGCAUUUUAGCCUAGAUCGAAAUAUUGAAAUAUAGAACAUGAGAAUCACGGAGAACGCAUUUGCCACAUAUCAAAUCUCAAGUGAAUACGUACUAGAAUGAUAUGUGUGCUUAGUAUUAUACAUGACAUAACAAUAUCGAACAGUAUAUAUACAUAUGUACAAACGGGUAUAUAUAUUGCACAAUGAGAACACCAAAUGUAUGGAAUUUAUUUAAAACUCCUUCAACUGUCAGAUAGUUAGAUAUUCCAAGUUGUAAGAUAUCUCUAACAUAUACAUGCAUCCGAUGGCAUUUUUUUCAGAGCCAUCAAGUCGAAAUACAUAUAUGAAAUAAAUGUAAUAUGCUAAACGGUACCAAGUCACAUAUUUCUUAGCUAUAAUACACAAUAGGUAACUAUAAUUCGAAUAGAUAUAUAUAUACAUAUAUAUAUGAGUAUAUCUAUCUAUAUACAUAUAGACAUAUAAAUAAUAGAUGUUUGCCGAGAUCUGUCUUAAUUCAACAAUCGCUAGGAUGAAAUUGUCUAUGUGACUUGCACAAAUAUAUCGAUAACUUGCAUUUGUUU